Messenger RNA from Lontra canadensis (Northern American river otter), 2189 nucleotides. RefSeq names its product neurogenin 2 (gene NEUROG2). Lineage: Eukaryota; Metazoa; Chordata; Mammalia; Carnivora; Mustelidae. The coding region runs from base 376 to 1194 and encodes 272 amino acids. The record is from RefSeq and is a predicted model, not a curated record. The transcript is spliced from 2 exons. Gene Ontology annotation, molecular function: protein dimerization activity.
UCUGAUUGUUUUCUUGGUGGUAUAUAAGGGGUUUUAAGGAGAGUCGUGUGCCAGACACGCAGCCACUGAACCACAAGCAGCUUCGCUUUAACUGGAGUGCCCGGGAGUCGCGUGCCAGGAGCCGCACUGCCGAGGACUGACUGACAGACAGACACGCACCACCACCACAACACACGAGAUCCAGGCGGAUCGCCGCGGCCACCGGGGAUCUUGGCAAACUCGUCCGUCGGACCGGUCCCCCGUGGAGCCGCACCCGAGCCGCUGUUUUCAAGCGAGGAGGAGGACGCAGCGCUGCGCUCCCGGCGGCGCGGAGAAUCGCUUCAGCACACGCCAAAGUACUAGCGACCCUGAGACUCAUUUAGGGAGCAAACUACGAUGUUUGUUAAAUCCGAAACCUUGGAGUUGAAGGAGGAAGAGGACGUGCUGGUGCUGCUCGGCUCGGCCUCCCCCGCCUCUGCCGCCCUCACCCCGUUGUCGUCCAGCGCCGACGAGGAGGAAGAGGAGGAGCUGGGCGCGUCGGGCGGGGCGCGCCGGCCGCGCGGGGCCGAGGUCGGGCCGGGUGGGCUCGGCGGCUCUCCGGCCGGAGCCGAGGGCUGCCGGCCCGCGCGGCUGCUGGGUCUGGUGCAUGAGUGCAAGCGGCGCCCCUCCAGGGCGCGAGCCGUUUCCCGCGGCGCCAAGACGGCCGAGACGGUGCAGCGCAUCAAGAAGACCCGUAGAUUGAAGGCUAACAACCGUGAGCGCAACCGCAUGCACAACCUCAAUGCCGCGCUGGACGCGCUGCGCGAGGUCCUCCCCACGUUUCCCGAGGAUGCCAAGCUCACCAAGAUCGAGACCCUGCGCUUCGCCCACAAUUACAUCUGGGCGCUCACCGAGACCCUGCGCCUGGCGGACCAUUGCGGGAGUGGCGGCGGAGGCCUGCCGGGGGCGCUCUUUUCCGAGACUGUGUUGCUGAGCCCGGGAGGCGCUAGCGCCUCCCUGAGUAGCAGCGGAGACAGCCCGUCGCCUGCCUCCACCUGGAGCUGCACCAACAGCCCAGCGCCGUCCUCUUCCGCGUCCUCCAACUCCACCUCCCCCUACAGCUGCACUUUAUCUCCUGCCAGCCCGGCGGGUUCUGACAUGGACUAUUGGCAGCCCCCACCUCCCGACAAGCACCGCUACGCACCUCACCUCCCCAUAGUCAGGGACUGUAUCUAGAACUGCCCUCCUUGCUACCCGCUCCAGGCCUUAGUAGGUUCCCGUUCUUGUCCCUGACCAAGCCCUCCUCCCACCCCUCUCCCGUCUCCACUUCUAUAUGCCCCGGAAACUAUCUCACUUUACGGGGCAGAUGUAGGCAUUCUGAAUCCUGGGUUGUUUGCUGCAUUCCUUGGCUAAGGGUUUCCUUCCUUCAGACGGUCUCUACUUUAUUGAUGGUGUGAUGGAGCUUAUUGUCAAAGAGGAUGGUAGAAUUUGGGGGGGGGGCGUUUCUACGGCUAGAAAGAUGCUGGAAAGCGACGAAGGUGGCAUGUCUAAAGAGUAUGCAGAGCGGACUGACGCUCCUCCCCCUCUCUGUAACACCAGAGGGACUCGGAGCAGUUCGUGUGAAUCUCCCAGGGGGAAUGCAACUGGUUCCUCUGAUCUCUUCACCUUUGCUUCUACAUAGAGAUGUUAAUGUCGAGUAGAAACAAAUGUAUCUUAGCAUCUGAAUGAUUUUACCGGUAAUAAUAUUAUCCACAGAUUUGCAAUGGCUGGCAUCUGCUUUAUUCCCAUUGCUGUCUGAGGGCUGUGGGAAUUUCACCUGUCAAACCAAACUUUCCCUCUCUGAUGUGCACUUUGUUCUGUUUCCCAGAUUCGUCACAAUGCCUAUUGUCCCGUUCUUCUCUUUCCUUUUUCUUCUCCAUUUUGCCAUCUGUCUCUUAUGAUUUAUAAGGGGAAAAAAAGUUGUUUUGUUAGAGGGCCAGGUUAGAAGUCAUUGUAUAAUUUGUAGGCUUUGUAAUGAUUGAAUGCAAGCGUGGAAAUUUAGGCUGAACUCUCUAUCAAAAGGAAAAAUGUGGAGGAAAAGGGAAAAAUCGGGAGGGAGGAUUGUUUCAUGCAUUAUUUAUCUCGACCUUUUAGGGGAGAAGGAACUCCCCCAUUCUUUCAAGAGAUUAAAAAUAAAUCAACAGACUGAAAACCUGAGCAGACACGGAGCAUUAUCAGGAUCAGCCACACAC